AACAACAAAAAGAAUUGAUUAAAGCUAUGGAAACACCAGAAGAAAAACGAUUUAGACGUUUGAUGAAAAAAGAAAUUAAAGAAAGAAAAAGAAAAGAAUUAAUGGGUUGGGAUAAUGAUUAUCUUCACUAUACAAAUGCUGAUAAUCCAUUUGGAGAUGCAAAUUUGCUUUCUACAUUUGUGUGGGAUAAAAAAAUGGCCAAAGAUGGUCUGAUAGGUGUUAGUAAUGAAGAACUUGAGUUAAGAAAUAGACAAAAAAUGGAAGAAAAUAAACGAGAACUAGAAAAAGUGAAAAAAAGACGAAUGGAAAGGGAAAUGGAAAGGCAACAGAGAGAUGAAGAGAUGGCAUUAUUACAAAGAAGUAAAGAAGCUGCACAAUUUAAAGAAUGGGAAAAAAGUGAAGAUCAAUUUCAUUUACAACAGGCUCGCUUGCGUUCUACUAUACGUAUUGAAGAUGGCAGAGCCAAACCAAUUGAUCUGCUUGCUAAGUAUAUUAGUACUGAAGAAGAAGUAGAUGCUGUUGAAAUGCAUGAACCUUAUAUUUACUUAAAUGGUUUAAGAUUAAAAGAUUUAGAAGAUCUAGUAGAAGAUAUUAAAGUUUACAUGGAACUAGAAAAAGGGAAAAAUUUUGACUACUGGAAUGACAUAACUGUUAUAGUUGAAGAUGAAUUACAUAAAAUUAGAAAAAUACAAAAAGAAUCUACUUAUACUGCUGUUGGUCGAAGAGAAGGAAUUCAUCAGUCAGUUGCUCAUGAAGUUGCUCAUAUUUUCAGAGGUAAAACUGCAGAGCAAUUAGACCAGUUAAAAACACAAAUUGAAAAAAAAAUCAAUAGUAAAGCUGAAGGUGUUGAUAUUGGUUAUUGGGAAACUUUAUUGUCACAACUUAAAGCUCAUGUUGCAAGAGCUCGACUUAGAGAUCGUCAUCAAGAAAAUCUAAAGAAAAAACUUGAAGUGCUUAAAGCACAACAAAAAAUGGAAGAAUCACAAUUCGAUCCUGAAGAAGGAACUAGUAGUCACAAUUAUCAUGAUCAAAUUGUCAAAACUGAUCUGUCAUCAAACCGUAAUGAACCAUCAACUUCAAAUAAAUCUCCAAUAAGAAAUGAAAAAUGUGAAAAUUCUGCAGAUGAUAUUAGUGAUGCUGAACAAGAGGCUAGAAACAUAAUAGAAGAAUGUACUGCAGAUUAUGAAGCUUGUGGGUAUAGUCCAUCAUAUAUUUCUCCCAACAGUUUGGAACCCGGCACUCUAGUUGUAUCUGAACUUGAUGACAAUAAACGACUAACAUUUGCUCGACUACAAGUGCAAGGCACAGGAACAAGGAUUGAAAAUGUCAUGGCUGCAGAAGAAAUUGCUUUACAAAAAGAAGCUAGAAAAGGAAUGACAAAUGAGGAAGCCGAAUUCUCAGUAGAGUCUGAAUUGGACCAUCAAGUAUACUUGUGGUCAGAUAAGUAUAGACCUAGAAAACCUAGAUAUUUCAAUAGGGUGCAUACUGGAUUUGAGUGGAAUAAAUAUAAUCAGACUCAUUACGAUAUGGAUAAUCCACCGCCAAAAAUUGUUCAAGGUUACAAGUUUAAUAUAUUUUAUCCAGAUUUAAUAAACAAGGGUUCGACUCCACAAUAUUUCUUGACUGCUUGUGGAGAUAAUCCAGAAUUUGCUGUUUUGCGAUUUCAUGCUGGUCCACCAUAUGAAGAUAUUGCAUUUAAAAUUGUUAACAGAGAAUGGGAAUAUUCUUACAAAAGAGGAUUUCGUUGUCAAUUUCAUAACAAUAUUUUUCAACUAUGGUUUCAUUUCAAGCGUUACCGAUAUAGAAGAUAAUUACAAGCUUUUUUUUUUUAAUUUCUAUGUUUGUAUAUAUAUAUAUAUACUAAUAAAAUAACAAUUUAUAUGGAAC
Molecule: messenger RNA, 1887 nt
Organism: Sipha flava (yellow sugarcane aphid)
Lineage: Eukaryota; Metazoa; Arthropoda; Insecta; Hemiptera; Aphididae
Gene: cactin
Product: cactin
Biological process (GO): mRNA cis splicing, via spliceosome
Cellular component (GO): cytoplasm; spliceosomal complex
Molecular function (GO): protein binding
Source: RefSeq, a predicted model, not a curated record